AUGGACGCAAAGAGCCUACUGCAGUUGACCAAAAAGCCAAAUAUAAAAAUCUUCAGCGGCAGCUCCCACCAGGACUUAUCCCAGAAAAUCGCCGACCGAUUGGGCCUGGAGCUGGGCAAGGUGAUGACCAAGAAAUUACGCAACCAGGAAACCUGCGUGGAAAUUGGCGAGAGUGUGCAAGGAGAGGAUGUCUACAUCGUGCAGAGUGGCUGUGGCGAAAUCAAUGAUAAUUUGAUGGAGCUUUUGAUCAUGAUUAAUGCCUGCAAGAUUGCUUCAGCAGGCCGGGUUACCGCAGUUAUCCCGUGCUUCCCAUAUGCCCGGCAGGAUAAGAGAGGCGAGAGCCGAGCCCCCAUCUCCGCCAAACUUGUUGCAGAUAUGUUGUCAACAGCAGGCGCAGAUCAUAUCAUCACGAUGGACCUACAUGCUUCUCAAAUUCAGGGCUUUUUUGAUAUCCCAGUAGACAAUUUGUGUGCAGAACCCGCUGCCCUGAACUGGAUAAAGGAGAGUAUCUCUGAGUGGAGGAGCUGCACGAUCGUCUCCCCAGAUGCUGGUGGGGCUAAGAGAGCGACCUCCAUUGCAGACAGAUUGAAUGUGGACUUUGCCUUGAUUCACAAAGAACGGAAGAAAGCUAGUGAAGUGGACGGAAUGGUACUAGUGGGAGAUGUAAAGUAUCGUGUGGCUAUCCUUGUGGAUGACAUGGCUGACACUUGUGGUACAAUCUGCCAUGCAGCCGACAAACUUCUCUCAGCUGGAGCCACCAGAGUUUAUGCGAUCUUGACUCAUGGAAUCUUUUCUGGCCCAGCCAUUACUCACAUGAACAGUGCAGGCUUUGAAGCAGUCGUAGUCACCAAUACCGUACCUCAGGAGGAUAAGAUGAAGCACUGCUCCAAAAUACAGGUGAUCGACAUCUCCAUGAUUCUUGCAGAAGCCAUCAGAAGAACUCACAGUGGGAAAUCUGUCUCCUACCUGUUCAGCCAUGUCCCAUCAUAA
Budorcas taxicolor (takin) is the source of this 990-nucleotide messenger RNA. It is a transcript of the gene PRPS1L1, whose product is annotated as phosphoribosyl pyrophosphate synthetase 1 like 1. The coding region runs from base 1 to 990 and encodes 329 amino acids. Gene Ontology annotation, molecular function: magnesium ion binding; ribose phosphate diphosphokinase activity; ATP binding. Gene Ontology annotation, biological process: 5-phosphoribose 1-diphosphate biosynthetic process; purine nucleotide biosynthetic process; ribonucleoside monophosphate biosynthetic process. The transcript has a single exon. The record is from RefSeq and is a predicted model, not a curated record. Gene Ontology annotation, cellular component: ribose phosphate diphosphokinase complex; cytoplasm. NCBI's taxonomy places the organism in Eukaryota, Metazoa, Chordata, Mammalia, Artiodactyla, Bovidae.